Molecule: messenger RNA, 4501 nt
Organism: Loxodonta africana (African savanna elephant)
Lineage: Eukaryota; Metazoa; Chordata; Mammalia; Proboscidea; Elephantidae
Gene: OTUD7A
Product: OTU deubiquitinase 7A
Exons: 11
Coding region: 167-2986 (939 amino acids)
Biological process (GO): protein K63-linked deubiquitination; protein K48-linked deubiquitination; protein deubiquitination involved in ubiquitin-dependent protein catabolic process
Cellular component (GO): nucleus; cytoplasm
Molecular function (GO): cysteine-type deubiquitinase activity; zinc ion binding; K63-linked polyubiquitin modification-dependent protein binding
Source: RefSeq, a predicted model, not a curated record
GGACCCACUCUGCUCUGGUAUGCCCUCAUUAACAUAACAAAAAACUAUUUCCAGACAGGGUCAUAUUUACAGGUACGGGGGUUAGAAUUUAACACAUAUUUCAGGGGGACAUGAUUCAGUCUAUAACACACAGUAAGAGGCCUUUUCCCUUCCUGCCUGCAGAUGGAUGGUUUCUAGCCUGCUUCCAAACCCCACCUCGGCUGAGUGCUGGGCAGCACUUCUACAUGAUCAUAUGACUCUUGAUAUGGACGCAGUCCUGUCAGACUUUGUUCGGUCCACAGGGGCAGAACCUGGUCUGGCCAGAGAUCUGCUGGAAGGCAAAAACUGGGACCUGACUGCCGCUCUGAGUGACUAUGAGCAACUCCGACAGGUGCACACCACCAACCUGCCACAUGUGUUCAAUGAGGGAAGGUGCCCCAAGCAGCCGGAGCGAGACCCGCCGCCACCCAGCCACAAGGUGGAGAAGCUCUGCCCGCAGAGGCAGGACGACAUCACCCAAGAAAAGCGACUUUCCCGGGGCAUCUCCCACGCUAGCUCAGCCAUCGUCUCGCUGGCCCGGUCCCACGUGGCAAGUGAAUGCAACAACGAGCAGUUCCCCCUGGAGAUGCCAAUCUACACAUUCCAGUUGCCGGAUCUUAGUGUGUACAGCGAAGACUUCAGGAGCUUCAUUGAGCGGGACUUGAUUGAGCAGGCGACCAUGGUUGCCUUGGAGCAGGCAGGUCGCCUGAACUGGUGGUCCACAGUAUGCACAAGCUGUAAACGGCUUCUUCCUUUGGCCACGACAGGGGAUGGGAACUGCCUUUUACAUGCCGCCUCACUGGGGAUGUGGGGAUUUCACGACCGGGACCUGGUCUUGCGGAAGGCUCUGUACACAAUGAUGAGGACAGGAGCGGAGAGGGAAGCUCUGAAGCGGAGGUGGCGGUGGCAGCAGACUCAGCAGAACAAGGAGUCGGGGCUGGUGUACACGGAGGAGGAGUGGGAGCGCGAGUGGACGGAGCUGCUGAAGUUGGCGUCCAGCGAGCCGCGCACACACUGCAGCAAGAAUGGCGGCUCCGGCGGAGGCAUGGACAACUCGGAGGACCCUGUCUAUGAGAGUCUAGAAGAGUUCCACGUUUUCGUCCUGGCCCAUAUAUUAAGAAGACCGAUCGUUGUUGUAGCAGAUACAAUGCUAAGAGACUCAGGUGGAGAAGCUUUUGCCCCGAUCCCAUUCGGAGGGAUUUACCUGCCACUGGAGGUCCCUCCCAACAGAUGCCACUGCUCACCUCUGGUUCUAGCCUACGAUCAAGCUCACUUCUCUGCCCUUGUGUCCAUGGAGCAGAGAGAUCAGCAAAGAGAACAAGCUGUGAUCCCUCUGACUGACUCAGAGCACAAGCUGCUGCCCCUGCACUUCGCAGUGGAUCCUGGGAAGGACUGGGAGUGGGGGAAAGACGACAACGACAAUGCCAGGCUGGCCCACCUGAUCCUGUCACUGGAAGCCAAGCUGAACCUUCUGCACAACUACAUGAAUGUGACGUGGAUCCGGAUCCCCUCUGAGACCCGGGCCCCUCUGGCGCAGCCAGAGUCCCCUACGGCCUCAGCGGGAGAGGACGUGCAGUCCCUGGCUGACUCGCUGGACUCAGACCGCGAUUCCGUGUGCAGCAACUCUAACAGCAAUAACGGCAAGAACGGCAAGGAGAAAGAGAAGGAGAAGCAGCGCAAGGAGAAGGACAAGACCCGUGCGGACUCCGUGGCCAACAAGCUGGGCAGCUUCAGCAAGACUCUGGGCAUCAAGCUGAAGAAAAACAUGGGUGGCCUCGGUGGCCUGGUGCACGGGAAGAUGGGCCGCGCCAACUCCUCCAACUGCAAGAACGGCGACGCGCCAGAGCGCAGCAAGGAGAAGAAGGCCAAGUCACGCAAGGGCAGCAAAGAGGAGUCGGGCGCGUCGGCGAGCACGUCUCCACUAGAAAAGACCACGCCGUCGCCCACGGACAAGGCGGCGGGCACAUCGCCAGCGGACAAGGGCGGCGGGCUGCGCGGCGACGCGUGGAAGUACAGCACGGACGUGAAACUAAGCCUCAACAUCCUGCGCGCCGCCAUGCAGGGCGAGCGCAAGUUCAUCUUCGCCGGCUUGCUGCUCACCAGCCACCGGCACCAGUUCCACGAGGAGAUGAUCGGCUACUACCUGACGAGCGCGCAGGAGCGCUUCAGCGCCGAACAGGAGCAGCGGCGCCGCGACGCAGCCGCCGCUGCCGCAGCCUCCGCCGCCGCUGCCGCCUCCACAGUCAAGCGGCCGCCGCGCAGGCCCGAGGCCGAGGGCGGGCCGGGCCCCGAGCGCGCCUCGCCGGGCACGCCGGCCGGGCCGCCCACGCAGCUGGUGCUCAAGCUCAAGGAGCGCCCGAGCCCCGGGCCCGCGGCGAGCGUGCGGGCGGCGGCGGCGGCGGCGGCGGGCGGCGCGGGUUCCCCGAGCGGCGGCGCGCGGCGCGGGGCGGCGGCUGGGACGGGCCCGGGCCGCAGCCCGCCGGCGCCAGCGCGCCAGAGCAUCAUCCACGUGCAGGCGGCGGGCGCGCGGGGGGACGAGGCGUGCGCGCCGGCCGUGGGCGCGCUGCGCCCGUGCGCCACGUACCCGCAGCAGAACCGCUCUCUGUCCUCGCAGAGCUACAGCCCGGCGCGCGCCGUCGCCCUGCGCACGGUCAAUACGGUGGAGUCUUUGGCGCGCGCCGUGCCCGUGCCCGUGCCCAGCGCCGCAGCCGCGGGCGCCGAGCACAAGUCGCAGACCUACACCAACGGCUUUGGCGCCGCGCGGGAAGGCCUGGAGUUCGCGGACGCCGACGCGCCGCCUGCCUGGUCGAACGGUGAGGGCGGCCGCGGCGGGCCGGGCCCGGCGCAGCGGCGCUGCCAGCGAGAGAACUGCGCCUUCUACGGGCGCGCGGAGACUGAGCACUACUGCUCGUACUGCUACCGCGAGGAGCUGCGGCGGCGGCGCGAGGCGCGCGGGCCCCGGCCCUGAACGCGCAGGCCCCCGGCUCCGAUCAUACCGGAUCCCUUUUCCUUUCUGUCGGUGUCUUUUUUACAUACCCUGGUCAACCGGAAGGCCGUUGACUUCUCUGUCAGUGCUGUGUACGUGUUUGGUCAAACGUUCCUAAUGGUGCCUGAACCUACACUGACGCCACUCAGGUAGUAGACGGAUAGGAAACAAGUCAUACUGUUGGAAGUGGGACGUGCUAGCCCAGCCUCUGCCUCGUACCUGUGGAAACUCAAUAGCCAUUGCCAGAGUAUUUUUGUUCCUCAGUAAGAGAAAUAAAUUUGCAGCCCUUUGUUUUUAAAAGGGGGUGUUUUACAUGCUUUUCGUUUUGCUUUGUUUUUCCUAACCUAGCGACUGACCUCUUCCAUGUAGCGGUCACUUGCGUGCAGUUGGUACCAUCCAGGGUUUAGAAACCAGCGCCGAGGACUGAGGCGAAGGCUCCACGGCGGCUUCUCAUCCCUCCAGGCGCCUCUGAGGAAAGGAGGCGAUCGGCUGCCCUCUGAAGCUGUGACCCUUUAGAAAUAUCCGGCUCCAUCUCAUAAGCUAAACCUCCUCCCACAGCAAUCCGGCCACGCAACGUUCACACUGCCAUCAAAGCCGCAGGCAUCGUGAAGGGGUACCGUACGACCUACCUCGCAGGGCGUGGCGAGGUGUAUCGACUGCUCGGGUGCCGGGCAUCUCUGGUGACAGGAGCUUUCCAAGGACACCUUGGAUUCUAAAAGCAAGAUUCUUAACUUGCAAUUUGGAGUUUCCCGUAGAUGAGCGAAUAUGGCAGCCUGCCCACAUUUCUCCUUUGAAGACAUUGCCGCAGUGAACUGUUGCUGGAGGGCCCCCAGAAAGCGGUCGAUGCCCAAGGAGCGAGGCAAGGAAUGGACCCUUGGGUCACUGUGUGAGCCCCCACUAGGCUGCUUGGGAGCCCGCUUAUCCCUCUUCCCAAAGGGAGGGGGCUGAGGGAAGAUGGGGGAGGAAAGCGCCCCUGCCCUUGCCGCACCCCCAGCCUGCCCGGGUUAGCCAGGUGAAGGGGUAUCCCUCUGAAUGUGCCACCCUUCACAGGCGGGGAGGACCCUGCCUGUGGCUCCAUCGAGGAAGCAGCCUGAUUCCUGAGCAGUCCCCUUUUUGGUGCCUCCUAUAAUUUUUGAGGAAAAAAAAAAAAUGUGUCCUUAGCUACCCUGUUUUGAGCAGCAAUAUGCAGCCUUCGCCUCCUAAAAUUACCUCUGGAGAAUCCCGUUCUUGGCCAAGGACACUGAGGAGCUAAAAACCUGCCUCCCGAAGGAGAAAUCUUGUUUCCAAGAAAUACGGAGAAAUGGGUAAAAUCCUCACUAACAAAAAGAGUACUUAAAAACCUGUGAGAGCCUUAGCACAGCCUCUAAUAAUCCUAAAAAAGGAGAAGGUGGCCAGCGUUGCCGGAGUGUCUGCUCAGAAAGCCAGGACGUAGACCAUCUCAUCAUCCGAGCCAGUUCGCCUUCUCCAGCAAGGACGCUUUCCCCUUAACAUAAAAAA